Marmota monax (woodchuck) is the source of this 4239-nucleotide messenger RNA. It is a transcript of the gene Dars2, whose product is annotated as aspartyl-tRNA synthetase 2, mitochondrial. Gene Ontology annotation, biological process: aspartyl-tRNA aminoacylation. The transcript is spliced from 17 exons. Gene Ontology annotation, cellular component: mitochondrion; cytoplasm. Gene Ontology annotation, molecular function: nucleic acid binding; aspartate-tRNA ligase activity; ATP binding. The coding region runs from base 550 to 2514 and encodes 654 amino acids. The record is from RefSeq and is a predicted model, not a curated record. NCBI's taxonomy places the organism in Eukaryota, Metazoa, Chordata, Mammalia, Rodentia, Sciuridae.
CUGGGCGCUGGCUGGGCGGGUACAAGGACCAUUGACUCCCCGGGUCUUGCGUGGUUUCUGGCCUAGGAGUGCUCUUGAUUUGGUUGCUUUCCUUUUCCUACGGAAAGGCUUAGGUCGGCUGCCAGGUCUAGGAGAUUUGGAACGCAGGCUGUUUCCUCCUUGUUUUCCGGUUCUGCCCGUGGGAGCCUUCGUUCUGGCGGAGAAGAGGAGGAAAGCGUGCGCCUGGUGACAGGCCUUUCCGCGUCGCGCUUCACACUGGUCCUAUGGUCACUCGGCGCAGCGGCAUUGAUAGAAGUGGAAAGUGAUGCCCUGACGGGGAGAGGGCUUUUCCCUAUCCACUCAUCCAAGGGCCUUCCAAACCUUGCAGAUUUAUGUAGUUGCUAGACACUCGUACCCGGAUGUUCAGCGGAGGAGGGCUUAAAUGUUGGAGAAGAGUGGGAACUAAAAUUUUAAGGGACUAAGGUGCAUUUCCAAAACAGAGUUUUGAGCACCGUCCAACACCUGCAGCGUGGAAUUUGUGAUCGUCUCUCGCCGUCCUGGGGUCUCAGCAUGUACUUCCUUUCCUGGUUAAGUCAGCUGUGCAGGGGUUUAUCCAGACCCAUCGGAAGGACAGCCCAGCCAACCUGGGGUUCUUUCUCCCGAAGUCUGGCGCUGAGUUCACAGAGGAGAAUUCCAGAAUUCAAUAGCUUUGUUGCCAGGACCAACACGUGUGGAGAGUUACGUUCUUCUCACUUAGGCCAAGAAGUCACCUUGUGUGGAUGGAUUCAGUACCGAAGGCAAAACAUCUUCCUAGUCCUAAGAGAUUGCCACGGUCUUGUUCAAGUUGUCAUUCCCCAGGAUGAGACAGCUGCUUCUGUAAAGAAGAUUCUAUGUGAAGCCCCUCUGGAAUCUGUGGUGCAAGUGUCCGGAACAGUCAUUUCCCGACCUCCAGGACAGGAAAAUGCAAAAAUGCCAACAGGUGAGAUUGAAAUCAAAGUUAAAACAGCUGAGCUUUUGAAUUCCUGCAAGAAACUGCCCUUUGAAAUUAAAGACUUUGUGAAGAAAACGGAAGCUCUUCGUUUGCAGUAUCGCUACUUAGACCUUCGUAGUUUCCAAAUGCAGUACAAUCUGCGACUGAGGUCCCAGGUGGUCAUGAAAAUGCGGGAGUACCUUUGUAAUCUCCAUGGGUUUGUGGAUAUAGAAACCCCAACACUGUUUAAGAGAACCCCAGGGGGUGCCAAAGAGUUUCUAGUACCAUCCCGGGAACCUGGAAAGUUUUAUUCUCUCCCUCAGAGUCCUCAACAGUUUAAGCAGCUUCUGAUGGUUGGUGGUUUAGACAGAUACUUUCAGGUUGCCCGAUGUUAUCGAGAUGAAGGUUCAAGACCAGACAGGCAGCCCGAGUUUACUCAGAUUGACAUAGAAAUGUCUUUUGUAGACCAGACUGGGAUCCAGAGUUUAAUUGAGGGUCUGCUCCAGUAUUCCUGGCCCAGUGACAAAGACCCUUUGGUAGUUCCUUUUCCUUCCAUGACCUUUGCUGAGGCAUUGGCCACCUACGGAACUGAUAAACCUGACACUCGCUUUGGCAUGAAGAUUGUCGAUAUCAGUAAUGUGUUCAAACACACAGAGGUCAGAUUUCUUCAAGAUGCACUUAGUAAGCCCCAAGGAGCUGUCAAAGCCAUGUGUGUCCGUGAAGGAGCAAAUUACUUAAAAAAGAAAGACAUUGAGUCCAUUAGAAAAUUUGCAGCUGACCAUUUUAAAGAGGAGGUCUUACCUGUAUUCCUAAAAAACAAGGAAAACUGGAAUUCACCAGUUGCUAAAUUCAUACUGGAGAAACAAAGAUUGGAAUUAAUUAGACUAAUGGAGAUUCAAGAAGAUGAUGUAGUCCUCCUGACUGCCGGAGAGCACAAGAAAGCAUGCUCUCUGUUGGGAAAGUUACGUCUGGCUUGUGCCGACAUUUUGGAAAUGAAUGGUAUGGUGCUCCGUGACCCAGCCCUGUUCUCCUUCCUUUGGGUGGUGGAUUUCCCACUCUUUCUUCCCAAGGAGGACAAUCCCUUGGAGCUGGAGUCAGCCCACCACCCAUUCACUGCUCCCCACCCUGGUGACAUUCACCUCCUGUACACUGAACCUGAAAAGGUUCGCAGCCAACACUAUGACUUGGUUUUAAAUGGCAGUGAGAUUGGAGGAGGUUCCAUCCGAAUUCACGAUGCAGAGCUACAGCAUUACAUCCUGGCGACACUACUGAAGGAAGAUGUGAAAUUACUGUCCCAUCUGCUCCAGGCUUUAGAUUAUGGGGCACCCCCUCAUGGAGGAAUUGCCUUAGGGUUAGACAGACUGAUGUGCCUUAUCACUGGAGCUGCAAGCAUCAGAGAUGUCAUAGCCUUCCCAAAAUCCUUCCGGGGACAUGACCUCAUGAGCAACGCCCCAGAUUCUGUUUCCUCUCAGGAACUGAAGCCCUAUCACAUCCAGGUCUCCUGGCCAGCAGACUCAGAAGCAGAAAGGAGCUCACUGAAUCAUUCACACCAUCCAGAAAGUUGAACUUGAGUUUUGUCCUCUUUGCUUCACCAAGGCUAAAAUCAAAUCUGGAUGUGUCACUCAUAUGACAAGUCUGUAGGCGAAUAUAACCCAGGAAGGAUUCUUCACAAUAAUGUAUCAAAAUUUCACAAUAUGCUUUUUUUUUUUUUUUGGUUGGGACUUUUUUGUAAGUUCCUUUUUACUUGGAGUUAAAAAUAUAUAUAUAUGGCUCUUUCGCGGGGUAUUGUGGCUUACACCUGUAAUCCCAGCAGUUCAGGAGACAAGGCAGGAGGAUCACGAGUUCCAAGCCAGCCUCAGCAAAAGCGAGAUGCUAAGCAACUCGGUGAGACCCUGUCUGUAAAUAAAAUACAAAAUAGGGCUGGGGAGUGGGUCAGUGAUUGAGUGCCCCUGGGUUUAAUAUCUGGUGCCCUACCACCGCAUCCCCACAAAAGGCUCUUUAUUGGAGUAAUAUAGUGGCUUAGUGUUUUCUAAUCAUGUUUUUCAUGUUCAGAUGGUAGAUUUACUCAGAACAGGAAAUCAAAUUAUAUAGAAAAAUGCUUGUCUCUCUAGACUGCCACUUGAUGGAGGGUUUCAGUUCAUCCAGCCCUGAUGACAUUUCAACCAUCAAUAAUAUUAAGUACCAUAAUAUAAUGCGUGUACACACACACAAAAUCAGUCAUGAAGUCUGUGUUUCACAUUAAGCAAAUUUUAUAGCCUCCCUAUUUAUGUAAAAUGCAAACAAUACUUGCCCUGAUUACUUAGUAGGGCUCUUGCAGAAGGAAAAAAGGAUUUAUGAAUCAGUAUUCUUUGUUUUCAAUUUUUAGGGAUAAUCAUUAGUCCUUGAAUAUUUUCCCUCUAUUAUAAAUACUGACCUUAGACCAACUUCAAAUAUAAAAAAUGUGGGGCUGGGGAUGUGGCUCAAGUGGUAGCGCGCUCGCCUGGCGUGCGUGCGGCCCGGGUUCGAUCCUCAGCACCACAUACAAAGAUGUUGUGUCCGCCGAGAACUAAAAAAUAAAUAAUAAAAAAAUUCUCUUUAAAAACAAAAUAUAUAUGUAUGUAUAUAUAUAUAUAUAUAAUGUGAUUUUGUUUUGAUAAAAAUAAAAAUUUAAUAAUUGCAAAAUGAGAUUAAUCUCAAUACUGAAAUUCUACUUGAUCUUCUGCCUUGAUAAAAUUCCUUUGAUUUAUAAUUUGUAAAUACUAUCAGUUUUAUGUCCUUAUUUUCUCAACACUCUAAGCAAUAUAACACUAAGAAAAUAAGACUCCACCCCAGUUAACUUGUGACACCUAGAAAGCUAUGGAGUGCUAGGCACAAUGGCACACACGCACCUAUAAUGCCAGUGACUUGGGAGGCCAAGGAAGGAUCACAAAUUCCAUGCUAGCCUCAGCAGUUAAACAAAGAACCUCUUUAUUUUAAAUAAACCUUAUUUUAAAUGAAUAAAAAUGGCUGGAGAUGUGGCUCACUGGUAAAGUGGUACUACUGGGUUCAAUUCCCAGUACAGCUUCCCUCUCACACACACACAAAAAAGCUAUGAAUGUUUUUCCCUACAACAGCAAAUUGAUUCACUAUUAGAGCUUUUCCCUAAACUUUUUUUUUUUUUUUUAACCUUGCUUGUGUCUCCCUCAUUUGCUGGUUCUUGCUGGCAGGGUUCCCUUAGUGAGGUGUCCAAUUCUGCCUGCCCUUUGUCAGUAGAAUUUCUAGAGAUGCCCUUUAUUGGAUAAGGAAAUAAAAUUUUACAUCCAUCAAUAUCA